Messenger RNA from Sinocyclocheilus anshuiensis, 4485 nucleotides. RefSeq names its product zinc finger protein 704 (gene znf704). Bases 303 to 1808 code for a protein of 501 amino acids. Gene Ontology annotation, cellular component: nucleus. The record is from RefSeq and is a predicted model, not a curated record. The transcript has 9 exons. Gene Ontology annotation, molecular function: RNA polymerase II cis-regulatory region sequence-specific DNA binding; DNA-binding transcription factor activity. Lineage: Eukaryota; Metazoa; Chordata; Actinopteri; Cypriniformes; Cyprinidae. Gene Ontology annotation, biological process: regulation of transcription by RNA polymerase II.
CGGCAAGCAAAACAAGCUGGUCGACAGAAGAAAUAUAUCGGUUGCCGGUCGGUGCUUCGGUCAGACGGACAGAGAAGUUAUCAAGCGUAGCUCAUUUGCAUGUUGUAACGGUUCACUGCUCGCGCCGGUGAUAUAUGUGGAUGCGGUCCAGAUCAGUGGUAAUGUCGCAUUAUUCGCAUGUUCGGCCCGUUAUGACGGUCAGUCCGUUCGGGUUUUGUCAGCGUGACAUUUCUUGUUUUUAAAGCGACAUUGCCGUGCAAAGAAGUAAUUUUUAUUUGCGCAUUUCAUUGUUAUAAUCAACUAUGCAUACGCGGCGGCUGGUGAAGCGCUCGGUCAUUGGGAGCCGCGUUUACGCGCCGGGUUUAACGGGAGACGCGGCUCCGCUCACGGGAGUGAUCCAGGCUGUCAAACAAGACAACAGAGAUGCUUCGACCGGCCAUCGGCGCAACGUGUACACGGUGCUCAUGCAAGACGGGAUCUUGAAAGAGUACUCGGAGGAAGAGAUUGCACAGAUGACUGCGAAAGCGCCGCUGAAGUCGAGCUUGAAGAGCACCUGUAAUGGUGGCCAGCGGGACGGGCCCACGCAGGGCCAGAAUGGGGGCAUGCAGAGAGGAGAGGCGCCCUCCCUCAGCCCGGAGAGCACAGAGGAGCCAAGGGUGUUGGAGCACAAGCGAACGGGCCGGGCACUAGAGCCAGAGAAAGAUCACACCCGCUCUGUUUCUCUGCUGGAACAAAAACGCAAGGUGGUCUCUUCCAGCAUCGACGUACCACAAGCCAGAAAAUCAGAGGAGGAGGUGGACAUGGACAAAGUGACAGCUGCCAUGGUGUUGACCAGCCUGUCCACUAGUCCUCUGGUGCGCAGCCCUCCUGUAAAAGUUAGUGAGGGUCUGAACGGCUCAUGGAAGGACGGAGGCUUUACUCCAUCCAGCUACAGCAGCAGUGGAUAUUGGAGUUGGAGUGCUCCCAGUGACCAGUCCAACCCAUCCACGCCGUCCCCUCCCCUGUCCGCUGACAGCUUCAAACCCUUCCGGAUGCCCAGCCUCAGCGGCCCACCAGACGACAUCAUCGAUGAGCAUGAUGGGAACAGCUUGCUGUUCGACGAACCCAUCCCCCGCAAACGCAAGAACUCCAUGAAGGUGAUGUUCAAGUGUCUGUGGAAGAACUGUGGGAAGGUCUUGAGCACAGCUGCCGGGAUCCAAAGGCACAUUCGAACCGUCCACCUGGGUAGGAACUGUGACUCAGAGUGCAGUGAUGGAGAGGAGGAUUUCUACUACACUGAGAUCAAACUGAACACCGACUCUGUGGCGGACGGUUUGAGCAGUCUGUCUCCUGUGUCCCCGUCUGUGCUGUCCCCCCUGCCGGGUUUGGACCAGAGACAGCCGGAUGGCACUAAUGGAGCAAAGAGCGAGAACAGCACCACCACCCCUCUCAGCCGCUCUGCUCCCAGCGCACUCUACCUAGUGCACACAGACCAUGCCUACCAGGCCACAGCCCCUGUCACCAUCCCCUCUGCCAGCUCCACUGGCUUCACCCCCUCCAGCAGCAGUUUCAGUAUCUCCUGGCAGUCCCCACCCGUCACAUUUACUGGCACCUCUGCCUCUCCCACUCACAGCCGGACGCAGGGCUUUGGGGAGCAGCGCUCUCAGACCAUUGCAGUGCUCUCCUCUCCCCCCAGAGCCGCAGGCUCACUCAGUAGGAAGUCACGAGGCGAGGGAAAGAAGUGUCGUAAGGUGUACGGCAUGGAAAACAGAGACAUGUGGUGCACAGCCUGCCGCUGGAAGAAAGCCUGCCAGAGAUUUGUUGACUGAAACAGCUGCGACGGCUUACACACAAAAACAGGGUGGGCUUCCUUUGCAUGUAUAGCAUAAUGAAAUGCGUCCCUUCUCUUUCUUGCUGACCACAGCCCCACCCUGCUUCACCUUAAACCCACAUGGACUUUGAGGGUCAAAUCCUUAUGCAUUCCCUCCUAAACCAACGGACGCACUCCCAAUCUUUGCAGAUUUCCAACUCUCCCUUUGAGGCGAGUUGCUUUACACUGCAAAAAUAAAAAAAGACUUGUGAUCGAUCUUUUUGUUUGUGUUCAGUAUACUGCUUAAAAACAUUCUUGUCAGUUCCUAAAGGACCAGUCAGGGCAAGACCAGCCUCUGUCCAUGCUCUUUUUAAAAGAGAAGAAAGCUCUCUUUCAGACUGUGUAAGUGCUAUAAAAAACCCAACUGGAGAAGUGUUUCUUUUUCCAUGGGCACAUUUUCACAUUUCUCCUGCCCAUUUUACUAAAGGUUAAGGGUUGGACAGCUAGAAAACCCUAUCUUCUCAAGAAUGUACCACCACAGGGGUUUGUUUUGGGAUGUUGACUGGACAGCUCCCCUGAAUGGAAAUUCCUCGAUGCAAAAAAAAUAAGGGAAGAGAAGGACUUUCAGCUCCCCCUUUCAUUCAUGCUGACACAAGCAAUUGCACCUACGAAGGACGGAUUUUAUAUCUCUGGUUUUAUAUUUGCGUUCACCAGUAGGACAUUUCUUUCAGGGAUGCGAUCAGUAAAAGCUAAACCAGCAGUUAGAAUUAACAUCCAAGAACUCAGUGCUUUCUGUCACAGGAAUACCUUCUUGCUACCAAAAAGGUUUUUUUUUACGUGCCAUUUUCUUUUCUUUUUUUUUUUUUUUUUUGCUUUGCAACUGACUUCAACAGAAUGAAGUACAAAGACUGCAAUUAUUAAAACCCAACGGCACAGACUUGCAUCAAAGUUAGCGAUCGCAAGAACCAGCCAUUCAGGCAACCUCUCCUUCCCAUCGGACUUCAUCUGCAGGAACGAACUGCAUUCAUAUUAGAGCCAUAUAUGAACCGUGGUGGUUUCAUGCCACAGUCUGUUGCCUAGAGAGGUUCAACCAACAUGCCCAAGUAAAGAAAACUCUGCAAAGUGGUUAAUUUUACCUCUGAAAGGUGAAGAGCUCUUUACCUCUCACCUUUUUCCUGACCUCACAGGUUCAAGUAGGAAGUAAUAAAAAUAGCAAAUGCCACAUCUACUCCAGCACAGGAGCUGGAAGCACUCAGAUGUGGUGGUGUUAUUCUUCUGUAGUUGGUACAGUAUCGUGUAACACAGCAGAACACUGGUCACAGGAGGAUGGACGUGUUUUCACGAUGGGCUUCUUUGCAAAGGAUGACCAGAAAAAUUGUCCCAAGACGUCAACACUUGGUUUGGCUCUUAAGGAAUAUGGCAGCUCGUUGGCAAUUGUAAUCUGGAACUGUUUUGGUGGCUCUGAUACAGUCUAAUAUGAUAUCGUCUACGUAACAUCAACACAAGCUAGUUAACUCAUCAUAAACCUGCAAACAAUGCUUAUUGUGAUCAACUCAUUGUCUGUAUCUGUUUUGUUCAUCACACUGUUUCCCUUUCACUUACUGUCGAUAUGUGUAUAUAGAUAAGGUAUAUAGUAUUAAACCCCCCAAACAAAAUGUUUUAUGCCCAGCGUAACACUUGGUUUUAUUGGUAGAAUGGCUUUGUUCACACUGCACAUAAAUCAGAUUUGGUUUCAAAUCCGAUUUCAAUUAUUAGAUCCAUUUGUUUGUACAAUGUAGUCAAUAUCCUAUGUCUCCACAUGGAUUAUUUACGAAUGCUAUAACCAUCAUCCUGACAAGCGAUUAAAAGCGACUCAUAAACAUCUAAAAGUACAGUAGACUACUUGGAAUCUGAUUCUGAUUCACACUAAGAUGCAUUAAAGAAAUAUGAUCUGAUGACCUGGUAUGGAUGUGGUUUGGAUCUGGUUCAUAAACAUCAGAUUUCCUGUGGUCUUCUGCAAUUCAGAAUACAAAAAAAAACUUGAUAUGGUGAGAAAUGGAUUUUAAUUUAAUGUAAUUUCACACCAAAAAUGGAUGUGGUUUGGAUCUGGUUUGUUUUAUGUGGUUUUUCAUGAAUUCAGACUACAAAAAACUCAAUGGAUUGACCAAAAAAAAUAAAAUAAAAUCUGAAUUUUGCUGCCUGUGUGAAUAAAGCCAGAUACUACACGAACAGAAAAAAACUAAAGGCAUUUUAAAUGUGAAUCUAUAAUUAAGAUCCAUGUAAAAUGAAUAUGCAUUUAAAUAACAUCUCCAAGAAAACACUUUAAAACUGCCACUGGUUUAGUGUCUUAAUAGAAAAAAAGAAAAUCCAGAAACGACCAAGAGUUCAUGACCGUUUCUGCAUUUUGAUCUAUAAUUUUCCUUUUUCUCACUUUCUGUUGACACGAUUCAACAGAUCUUGCAAGGAAAAGGUCUCCAGGGCCUUGCGUCUUUCCGUAUGACUGGAGGCAACCUGUUUGUGAAAGCACAGCUAUGCUGAAGCCGCACACCAGCACCCAUGGGCUCUAGCACUCCAAUUUUACUCGAAUGCUUAUUGAAACUUUUUGUGAUCUCAUGCCAGAGAUGAAGUUGAGUUUCAAUAAUUAAUAGUUGCAUAUUUUGGCCCCUCCGCUGGUGUGAGGAACAUCUCAGAGGCUGCUGCUUGUCCCUCCAUUCCCU